Danio rerio (zebrafish) is the source of this 5528-nucleotide messenger RNA. The record is from RefSeq and is a predicted model, not a curated record. Lineage: Eukaryota; Metazoa; Chordata; Actinopteri; Cypriniformes; Danionidae.
GAAGGAGGAGGAGGAGAAAAGGAAGGAGGAGGGGAAAGGAAAGCCAGGAAUAGCAGGUUGGACAGAUGUGCAGAAUCAGAAGCUGGUGUUGCCAUCCAAACCUUCAGAACACUGGCAAACAGACACAAACACUCCUGCGGCAUCACCAUGUAGAGCUGAAAAAGCAGAAUGCGGAGACUGCAGGAUCAACCUCGGAUGAGUGAGAAGAGCAGAGGGAUGCUGUGAAGCCAAAGCGUGUAAUUCCAGCCGCUGUGAUUGGAACAUCCGCACAUAAGGAAAGAUGUAUGUCUUCUAUUCUCUGCUGGUCUACAUCUUUUACACUGUCUUCAAAAAAGAAGAGGAGGAGGAGGAGGCAGCGCUCGAGGGGGCGUCUGGAGAAUCCCCUGAGGAGCCUGGCCAUGUUUCCAUGGAAACAGUGAGCAAGGGGAAGGGUAGCCACACACCCAGGUUGGGCAAAAGGGGGUUUGCAAGACUGGCUGAUUCAAGCAGCAGCAGUGAUAGUGAUGGGACGUCUGUUAGUGAUGAAGAGGAGGAGUUCGACGAAGGUCAUGGAUUACCUGCUAAAACACCAUUAACAGCUUUUCUGUCAUUCAAGCAAGAGGCGGAAAAGCGAAGAGUCACUACUUCCCCUGCAGAACCAAGUGAAAAGGUGUCUGAGUCUCCAUUGCUGUCUGUGAUGUCACACCUCCUGAGCUUCCUGGAGCAGUAUUCGCACCUGCAACAGCUGCAGCAGCAGGCGGAUCAGUACCGUCUGCAGCUGCGCAGACACCGAGCACAGCACCGGAGAAAGAUGAAGGCCCUGCGUGCCUCCUACCGCCAGCGUCUUCGAGACAAAAACAGUGUGAUCAACAGCCUGGAGGAAGUCCUCGCUCAGCAACAGAGCACAUCACCCGAAUCUGAAGUUGACUGCAUGCGUCCUGCAGUGUCUCCGGUUGGCCUGCAUAAGCUGGUUCAGUCUCUCUGCGGACUGCAGGGAGAGAAAAGUCAGCUGAGAGGAGAACUGCGCUCGCUUCAUUCCCAGCUCGAGCAGAGAGAACAAGAUCGACACACUAAAGUACAGGCCUUCCAGCAACAGAUUGAUGAGCUGAAGAGCUGCAUUGAGGAAAGGGAAGAGGAGCUGUCCAGACUCAGAGCUGCAUCGGGAGUAACAGAUUCAGAGAAACGUGUGCUUUGCUUGUCAGCAGAGAAUGAGAGUUUGAAACACAGCCUCACAGUAACACAGGGUCUUCUGCAGCAGCUGUCAGUCAUUCCAUCCCAGUCCAGCUCAGUGCUCAUCAAGGAAAAUGAGAACCUGCGCAGUCGUGUUCUGCAGCUAGAGAGUUCACUACAGCAGCGGGCAGAGCAGAUGUCCCGUCUGGAGCACCAGAGAGAGCAGAGCGAGUGGACGAGGGCAGAAGAUAUCAGGAGACGAGAGGAGAGAGUGAGAGAGCUGCAGCUGCAACUGGACAAAGAACGCAACAAGGAGCCUGUGGUUAAAUAUGUUACCCAAACUGUAGAGGUCGAGUCACCUUCGACUCUUCGCCAACUCUCUGAAGCCAAACAACAGAAUGAACAACUUUCUGAGAAGCUGAGCAGUCAGAGAGAUCGAUGCCGGCAGCUGGAGGAGAACAUCAGACGUUCGGAUGAAGUCAGCUGCAAUUUGCAACACAAGAUUGCUGCAUAUGAAAGGGAGAUCGGGACACUGCGGGAGGAGCUGCUGAAGGAGAUCGGACAUCUUGAGGAAAAGAAAGAGGCAGCUGUGAAAGCAGCAGCUAACUGCUCUGAGGAGCAUCUGCAGAGCCUGCAGGACCAGUUCACAACCCUCCAGAAGCGGUUGACUGCACUUCCUCCUACAUUGCGAUCCAUGAAGACUGACUAUGCCAGUCUUCGCAGUCAAGUCCGAAACUUUUCAGACUUCUAUGGAUCAGCUAUCAAAGAAGCCAAGAAACAGAUUGUGGCAGCUAUAAAUGAGAUGUCAGAGGCCAACAAAGACCUUCUGGAAAAAUACAGGAAGGAGGUAGCUCUCCGCAGGAAGUACCAUGAGCAGCUGGUUGAAUUAAAAGGUAAUAUCCGUGUGCUGUGCCGUGUAAAACCAGUACUGAAGGAAGAUCAACAUGAAGAAGGCCAGGCAGUAGUUGUCACAACAGACCCCAAUAAUGAAUCUGCACUCAUAGUUUUAAGCAAAGGAAAAGUCAAAAACUUUGAGCUGGAUAAAGUCUUUCAUCCUCAGGCCACUCAAGAAGAGGUGUUCCAGGAAAUUGAGCCACUUAUCACUUCCUGUAUUGAUGGAUAUCAUGUUUGCAUCUUUGCUUACGGUCAGACAGGCUCUGGCAAAACAUAUACUAUGGAGGGUACUGUUGAAAACCCCGGCAUCAACCAACGGGCCCUUAAACACCUGUUCAAUGAGAUUGAGGAAAGAAAGGACAUGUGGACAUACACCGUCAGUGUCAGUUCAGUGGAAAUUUACAACGAGGUCCUGAGAGAUCUACUUAGUAAGGAUGGGGAGAAGCUUGACAUCAAGAUCAACCCUGAUGGGACGGGUCAGCUCCAUGUUCCAGGACUCAGGGUCUUAGAGGUCAAAAACUUCCAGCAUAUCAAAAAAAUUUUGGCCAUAGCUCGAAAGAACAGGAUUACAUUUGGAACACAAAUGAACCAGCACAGCUCUCGAUCACAUGCCUUGCUCACGGUGACUGUGCUGGGUACAGACCUCGCCAGUGGUGCAAAAACCACCGGCAAGCUGAAUCUGGUAGACCUGGCUGGUUCUGAGAGGGUGUGGAAGUCUGGAGCAGAGGGGGAGAGACUGAAGGAAGCCCAGAAUAUUAAUCGCUCACUGCUGGCUCUAGGUGAUGUGAUCCAGGCCCUGAAGGCCCACCAGACUCACAUACCAUUCAGGAACUCACGACUCACCUACCUGCUACAGGACUCGCUGGGAAAAGGCAACAAAACUGCCAUGGUUGUUCAGGUUUCGUCUCUUGAAAGCAAUGUUGGAGAGACCCUGUGCUCGCUCAAAUUUGCCCAGCGAGUAUGCAAGGUGGAGCUCGGUCCUGCCGCACGGAAAAUCGAGACAGGAGGUCAUAAUGAAAGCAAAAGUUAAAGCAAACCAUCAACCCUCACACGGAUCCACAGGCCCAGUCAAUGGACGAGCCUUGCACUUUUCAACCUGUGGUCAAAGCUUCCAAUCCAACUCAAGGGCUACAUUUCUAGAAACGUCUAUGACUCCACAUGAAGAGUUCCAGUUUCUUCCUGCUACCUAGCAAUGGCAUUUCUCCGCCAGCAGAAGUGCAUGUCAAAGUCUCACCAACAUCAAUAUCAAGACAAGCUGUCCUUCAGUUAAAAAUAUGACUGACUGAAAAUUCUUCACAAGGAAGCAGUGGUGCGGAUAUUUCAGAUAAUCUUGCAUAAAACAAUGUUUUGGAGUCGCAACACAAGAGACCACAAUAUCUAAAUUGUGUAAACGCUUGAAAUUUCUAAUGAUAAUCACUCAAAGAAAAGCUAUUUGGUAUAAUAUAUAGCCUAGGAAGUAAUGGUCAAGUGUUACUGUGUAUGACGGGUGUGGACUUCCAUAAUCAUGUUGUAUUACGUGUAGAAGCAGCCAAUAUGUCUUUGUUCACCGCACAAAGUGGUGGUAUUUGAAAUACAGGCUAAUAACCAGAAGGUCAGUUUAAUGAUGAUUCACUAAUGGUUCUUGAUUUAUGAGCCCUGCUCUGUCGCUGAAAGGUAAAGGAAGUCAGGAUUUGGAAAAGCAAGCAUCUGCUAAAGAUGAGAAUGUAUGUAACUACAGCUCAUGAUACUAUGUGCAAUAGCACCUCUUAGUGGUGGACAUCUCAUGUUUUGGUUUUGGAAGAAACCACAUUGGAGAAAAUGUUACUAGUCUUAACAUUAAUAUACAUUCAUUAUUAAUUCUAAAUUAACAACCAUCAAGAUAUUUAAAAUUACUUCUCUCUCUAUAUAUAUAUACACACAUGUGCAAGUAAGAGAUGUUUAGGAUAAAUAUAAGUUUACUGUAAAUUGUCAUUGUUGUUUAGUCAUGUUAGUUAUAGCCAUGUUACAGUGGGAGGAUGAGGAAUGCACUUUAUCGCUGAAGACUUGUGCUGCCCAUACAACUUGUCUUUUAACCAAAACCAGAGGAGGUCUAUUAAUUUGUUUCUGAAAGUUAGAAAAUAUUUAAAGGGAUAGUUCACCCAAAACUGAAAAUUCUGCAACCAUUUAUUCUCUUAUGAAAAAGCUGAAAACCUGUGACCAUUGGCUUCCAUAGUAGGAAGACAAAUAGUAUAGAAGUCAAUAAUUACAGGUUGUCAGCUUUCUUCUAAAUAGCUUUUGUGUUCAGCAGAGGAAAGAAACUUGAAAAGGUUUGGAAUAAACACUACCAGUCAGAAGUUGAGAAUCAGUAAGAUAAUGUUUGAUUUUUUUUAAAGGCAAUUCUACUAACCAAUGCUGCAUUUAUACAAUCAAACAAUACAGUAAAACUGUUCAAUUUUGAAAUAGGAUUACGAUUUUGAAAAACUGUUUUUUUAUAUUGAAUGUAAUUUCAAAUUUAAUUUAUUCGUGUGAUUUUAAGCUGAAUUUCAUCAUCAAUGCUCCAGUCCUCUGUGUCACAUGAUCCUUCAGAAAUUAUUAAAAUAUGCUGAUUUUCUGCAGAUAUUUUCGCUAUGAUGAUUGUUCUAUUCUGAUUAGUUAUUUCUGAAACUGAAACUUUUCAGAAAUUUUUCAAUGCAGAAAAAGUUUUAUCUUGCUUCUUAGUAUCUUGGAAACUGUAAUACAUUUUACUUUUAUGAUUAGGUGACAGAAAGUAGCAAAUCAAAAGUUACUUUCACUCUUAAGCAAUUUUUUUUGUAAUAAUAAUUAAUACUUUCCUCAUGUUACAUUUGAAUGUUAUUGUAUAAACAGUUAUUGUAUCGUCAACAACUACAAUAAUUAUAAUAAGAGUGGCGUCUUCUUGAACAGAUCAUAAUAAUAUAAAAAACUAUGUGACUGAAGUUUAACCAUGCUUAAAAUUCAGAUUUGAACCACAAAAAUUAAUUACAUGUUAACUCCAUUCAAUAAAACAAGUUAUUUAUCAUACUGCAAUAACAUUUCACCUUUUACUGUAUUUUUGAAUUUAUUAAUGCAGCCUUUGUGAGCAAAAUAAGCUUAUUCUUGAAAAUCUUACUCAUUCCACACGUAUCAUGGGUGGUGUACAUUAUAAAAAAAAGGUUAAUACUGAAUUAAAUUCAAUUUUCCUCUAAACUUUCCUUUAAUCAAAAACGUGUUUGAUUGUGUUGAUUAUUUGGGGUCAAGCAAGUUUUAGCUGUACUCUUCUCUUGGAUUAUGAUGUUGCACUCUUCUUAAAUCUUAAAUUGAAUGCACAUUAAUGAGAAAAGGAAAAUACAACAUGAAUGAAAACAUGAAUCUAUCCCUUCAUUCCAGUUCUGAUUUGAAAGAAGUAAGCUUACCGACAUCGGACAGCAUUUUUAUCAUACGACUCAGAGAGGAAACAGACAAGAGUCAAUUUAGAAAAGAAGGAUUGUUUACUUAUAAACCACAAAAUAAUAAAAUGUGAAAAACAAAAA